AUGUUCAACCUGCGGGGUCGCCUGCUCUCAUCUUUGCCUGUGAACAAAAACCGUGCCCUAAUCGCACGCCUCGAUCAAUCGAACAGAACUCUGGGCAUUAUCGAGCCAUCAGGAGGGCUCAACACCCGCUCGGCCCCCGCAGCCCCCACGCAUCCCGAUCUGUGUCUCGGCAAUCCCGCCCUAUCUCCCCUAGUGCGCGCCUCCCUCAAACUGUCGCUGGUACAUGUCAAGAAGGAGGAGACCCCGAUCUCCCUAAUGACUCUGCGUCAGAGUCAGAGCCUGAAGCAAGUGAAGAAGGAGUCUUGGAGCCCGAGCCUACACUUCAUGGUCAGGCCGCAUCGCCGGACACACUCCCCUCCACGCCUCCAGUCCCUGUCUCCGCCCCACGGACAGCCACAACCACCGCCUCUGCCCCCGGGCCGUCCUCCGUCCCCCCCGCCGCCGGUAAUGGCCACACCAGCCCCCAUUGACAAGGAGGUUUUAAAACUCCUCCUCCCCCUCCGCUAUGACGGAAAAACCGUUGUCGAGUGCAACCGGUUUCUGUCCCAGUUGCACAUCUACUGGCAGGUAAACACUGUGUUAACCACCAUCGAGCUCAGAGUGCACGUUGCCCUGAGCCUCCUCGAUGGCGACGCGCGAGCCUGGGCCACUCCGAUCUUCGCCCAGCUCGUCUCCAUACAAAUCGGCACCCAGGGAGCAUCGACCCCCUUCACUGACGAGGCCACCUUUGCCACUGCCUUCAGGGCACGCUUCGGCCACCUUGACGACGAGGUCACAGCACAGGUAGAACUUGCCAAGCUCUGUGCUGACAAAACCAUGUGUGAGAAACGCACCGCCACGGAGUUUUCUGCGCUGUUCAAGGGUCCGGCGGACCGUUCUGGGUAUGAGGACCUGGAACUCCGCAACAAGUACCUGAGCAGCAUCCCCUCCCAUGUCUACUGA
Molecule: messenger RNA, 942 nt
Organism: Postia placenta MAD-698-R-SB12
Lineage: Eukaryota; Fungi; Basidiomycota; Agaricomycetes; Polyporales; Adustoporiaceae
Exons: 3
Coding region: 1-942 (313 amino acids)
Source: RefSeq, a predicted model, not a curated record